AUGGCGCAGACGAAGGACCAGAAGAUGGCGGCGGCUGCCGAGGCCGCGAGCAAGCGCUCCAAGGGCAAGAAGCCUUUGAAAGACAUGAAGAAGUACGUCGUGAUCGGCGUGAGCGCCUUGGUGAUGCUUGGUGCCAUCUACCUUGCCGCCACGGACAAUGCCGGUGGAAAGAAGAAGAGCAGGGAUACCUAUCGAUCCCGGGCAUCGGCGCAGGUCAACGACCGCUACUUUGUGGGCGACGUCACCUCUUACGCCGCCGGAAAUUUCACGGCAGCUGCGAGUCCCUUCUUCAACGGCUGGUCCUACGCAGACGUCUCCUACGGCCUCGACGGUGUGGGCAUCCGUGCUGAGGGCAUGAUCGGCUUCUCCGGGGCCCUGCAGCGCUGUUCGGACGAAGGGGAGGGCCUAGAGGGGGGCGCCGUGCCCCCCAGCUACGACCUGCGCGAGCAGAAGCCAGGCUGUGAAGCCGGCCCGAUCUACGACCAGGGGAACUGCUCCUCCAGCUAUGCGAUUGCAGCCGCCACGGCACUCGCGUCGCGAUUCUGCUUCAGCGAUCCGGAUACAUAUGCGAAGACGCAGCUCUCGCCGCAGCAGAUCGUGUCCUGCGACAAGAAAAGUCAGGGAUGCAACGGCGGAGGCCUUGAUGCUGUCUGGAGCUACAUCGAGCGCCGGGGCCUUUUCCCGGAGACCUGCGUCCCUUUCGCAGGGGCGAAGACGGCGGCGUGCAAGAGCGACUGCAAUCCGGAGCAGAAGCUCAAAGCACUGGACCACUGCCUCAUGGGCGGCGAUAAGCGGAUCAAGCGUGAGAUUUACAAUCGAGGUCCCGUGGUCUUGCCUGUCUACCUGAAGGACGAUUUCCUCGUGUACAAGAGCGGCGUCUACACGCCCACCGACAAUGCCAACCAGCAGUAUGGGGCGAAUGGGGAGCCCCUCGUCACUGCCGUGACGGUCAUGGGCUGGGGCCGAUCCGAGGGGACCCCGUACUGGCUCGUCAAGAACUCCUGGGGCACCGGCUGGGGAGAAGACGGCUAUGCUAGAAUCGCGAUCAACUCCGGCGCCGCACGGGAGGAGUCGGCGGUCGUCGGCUACGCGGCCACCAAAGAGGCGUUGGAGGAAGCCGCAAAGAAGAAGGAGGCCGCUGAGAAGCGAAGAGAGGAGCUGAAGAAGGAGCGUGCGGAGCGUGAUGCGCGCAUCCGGGAGAGGGAGGCUGAACGUGCGAGGGAGGCAGCGGAGAAGGCCGCCGAGGACGAGGAUCUCGACUUCGAGGACGACGAGGAAGUCGAUGUCGACUCGGAGGAAGUCGGAGACGAUCCCUGA
Messenger RNA from Symbiodinium sp. CCMP2592, 1317 nucleotides. The record is from the annotation of a GenBank genome assembly. Lineage: Eukaryota; Dinophyceae; Suessiales; Symbiodiniaceae.